This is a messenger RNA of Dendroctonus ponderosae (mountain pine beetle), 1359 nucleotides long. It is a transcript of the gene betaggt-II, whose product is annotated as geranylgeranyl transferase type-2 subunit beta. The transcript has 4 exons. The record is from RefSeq and is a predicted model, not a curated record. Gene Ontology annotation, cellular component: Rab-protein geranylgeranyltransferase complex. Gene Ontology annotation, biological process: protein geranylgeranylation. Bases 127 to 1128 code for a protein of 333 amino acids. Lineage: Eukaryota; Metazoa; Arthropoda; Insecta; Coleoptera; Curculionidae. Gene Ontology annotation, molecular function: Rab geranylgeranyltransferase activity.
AAUUUGUUUUUUGCCUGACAGCUUCACAUUGUGAGGUUAGUUUAGUUGCCUGACAUUAAAGUUCUUGUUCAAGAGAACAGUUUUUGCUAGUAAUUGAGUGGAUUGUGUUUUAUCUCAACGGUGAAAAUGACUGAACACUUGCACGACGUUGUACUACCCGAUAAUAUAACAGAAGAGCUUCUAACCAGCCAACAUAUUGAUUUUAUAAAAAAGUAUGGCGAAGAGCAGAACAAAUUUGAGUACGGAAUGACUGAUUACCUUCGACUUUCCGGUAUGUAUUGGGGCUUAACUGCUUUGGAAUUGAUGAAUGCGGGCGUCACAGACACUCAGGAUGCUAUAGUAGAAUAUAUCGUCAAAUGCCAAGACCCAGAUAGUGGUGGAAUUAGUGCUUGCAUAGAUCACGAUCCUCACAUUUUGCAUACUUUGAGUGGUAUUCAGAUUUUAGCGAUGUUUGACAAAUUGGACGCAAUUGAUAUAGAAGGAGUGGUUAAAUAUGUUCAAAAGCUUCAGCAAUUUGAUGGAAGCUUCAGUGGUGACAAAUGGGGAGAGGUAGAUACACGCUUUUCCUUUUGCGCUGUUAUGAUCUUAUCCAUACUGAAUCGAAUGAGCGCUAUUAAGGUUCAGAAAGCUGUUAAAUUUGUGAAGUCAUGCAAGAACUUCGAUGGAGGUUUUGGAUCUAGGCCAUUAGCCGAAAGUCAUGCAGGAUUAACAUAUUGCUGUGUGGGUUUUCUGUCCAUUACAAAAAGAUUUGAUGUGUUAGACAUAGAUAAUUUAGCUUGGUGGCUUUGUGAAAGACAAAACCCAUCAGGAGGAUUUAAUGGCAGGCCUGAAAAGCUUCCAGACGUUUGCUAUUCAUGGUGGGUACUCGCAACUUUGGCGAUGCUUGGUAAAUUGACGUGGAUAGAUGGUGCAAAAUUGCAAACAUUUAUUUUUGCUUGCCAAGACCAAGAAACAGGAGGGUUCUCAGACAGACCUAAAGACGUGCCUGAUCCAUUCCAUACUCUUUUCGCCGUUGCAGCUCUUUCCCUCCUCGACUAUGAGAAUAUACAGAAAGUAAAUCCUACAUAUUGCAUGCCACAGCAUGUUAUUGAUAGAUUGCAACUAGACCCUAAAAUUCUACCCAGUUGAUUUUGAACGCACUUGUAUUAUAUUUGUAAUUUUGUUCUUACAAGAAAGAAUUCUUACUGAAUUUGCAUAAUUUUCGCACAGUUGGAAAUAAUUUUGAUAACGUAAAAAAAUGUGUUAUCAUUUACCUUAAGGAUUUUGUUACUGAAUUUAUGAAUGCAACUGUGAAAUUAAUUAUACCUACUUAUUUUUUUCAUACAUAUGAGGUUUGCAAAUAAAUUAAUUUAAACAAAA